CCCCGGCUUGUGUGAACCAGCGGAUUCCAGUCUCCCGACACCAACCCAACAGGGCAGGAGGUGCAAAAUGAUGACUACAGAGGUGGGAAGGUUUCUUCUCUGCGCUUGCGUGACCUUUUCAGUUCUCCUGAACACCUGUACAGCAGCCCCCACGGCAAGGGACGAACAGCCCGACGCCAACUUCCGGCUGUCUGAGGAUGACGUCGGCCGUGUGGUGAGCGCCAUGGCACGGGAGGUGCUGCAGAUUGUGAACGAGAACGUCGAGCCUAAGGAGUUUGGCUUCGGUUUGGGCGGCCUACCCGAGGGACCUGCGUACAAACGCGGACGGAUAGCGUGUAAGACGGCCUGGUGUAUGAACAACCGCCUGUCGCACAACCUGAGCAGUCUGGACAACCCUACCGACACCGGCGUCGGCGCACCAGGGCGCAAGCGCAGAGAUACGUCAUAGGUCAAAGGGCAGAAAAACCCUCGUUUGCAGGAUCGCCCGUGUGAAAAUGACGAAAGCUUUCAUCUUCUUAAGUAUAACUGAUCCUCUGUAAAGAAGGCAUUUUUAUCUAUGGGAACAUGAUGUACACCUCAGUGUGAAAACAGUCCAAACAAAAGGACCGCGUAAUCGAUUAAUCGGUCACAAAUCCAAAUAGUUAUAGCUUGUCAUUCCAACAUGUUGACGCUCUAGUAUGAACGCAUCUAAAAAUGGAUCAUAAAGUUAUGUUAUACAUACUAUAGUCCAGUCUGCGCAGAUAGUUUUGAUUCAUUUUGGACUACCUGUAUGCCCAAAUCAAGUAAUGAUGGUCUUUAUGGUACAAACUUUCCUCACAUUUCGAUGUGAAAACACGACUAUCAUAUAAUUGUCAACUGCAGAAAGAAACCUUGGUCGGGGUUGUAAAUACGGUCAUAGAUACCAUCCAUGUGAAGGAUCCUGUUGGAAAAAAGCAAUGGUCGUAGCUUUGAAUAAAAAUCAUGCUCAUGAAAAUGAGACAAUGUGUAAAGUGGUCAACGUUGUAUGACGAAUUAUAAGUCGCCAUGUUUAGUGUCCUCCCGACGACUACUGUAGUGGUGCGUGGACGUCUUGGGUUCUGCGUGUACCUCACGAUUUACAAUAAAUUCAAAGCAAACGAGAAGUUGGAGAUUUCAGACUGUCGGGAAGUAUUUUGGGUUUUCGUGACCUCCAAUUGCAAGCUCACAGACCUUAUGGGUGUUUGUGGAUGAAAUCAAGAAGGUUAAAUUUUAACUGAAUGAUGAAGUAGAACUGUGAAGGGGUUGUAAUUUU
Molecule: messenger RNA, 1270 nt
Organism: Branchiostoma belcheri (Belcher's lancelet)
Lineage: Eukaryota; Metazoa; Chordata; Leptocardii; Amphioxiformes; Branchiostomatidae
Exons: 4
Coding region: 68-448 (126 amino acids)
Cellular component (GO): extracellular region
Molecular function (GO): hormone activity
Source: RefSeq, a predicted model, not a curated record